AGAGAAAAAGUUCGUUAAAAAUCAGGUACAGUCCCUUUCAAGAGAUAUGGUUCUUAAAAUAGUCAGGGAUAAUAUGGAUCCUGGGGGAAUUACACGAGAAGAAAUUGGUGAGAUAAUUCCAGAAUACCUGACAAAUAUUAUCCAAGAAAACCAGAGAAGAGAUGGACAGCUUGAAUCUUUGAUUGGUGAAGUACAGAACAUAAUUGGACAGAACAGGGAAUAUGGGCUCAAUGUCAAGGAAGUCCAGAAUAAGGUUCGAAGUUUGGAAGAAAAUAAUUUAAAUGAGAAGUUUGGAUUAGAGCUUGCCACACUUAUCUCAAGAAUUGAAAAGAUUGAAAUAACUGGUAUCAGCAACAAUAAUACAAAACCUGUUUCUCUUCCUGACAACAACGCCUUAAAUGUACUGCAGUUGGAUGUUAACAAUAUCAAGACUUCAGGUUUAUUUGUAUUUAUAUUAUUGCAGUAG
Messenger RNA from Eurytemora carolleeae, 466 nucleotides. RefSeq lists its product as uncharacterized. NCBI's taxonomy places the organism in Eukaryota, Metazoa, Arthropoda, Copepoda, Calanoida, Temoridae. The record is from RefSeq and is a predicted model, not a curated record. The transcript is spliced from 5 exons. Bases 47 to 466 code for a protein of 139 amino acids.